AUGGCUUUUGCCUUCGGAAGCGAAGUCUACCACCCGGCGUUCGCUAAUCGCAACACGCCCAAAGUCUCCUACGGCCUUCGCUUCCCCGAAGCAUGUGCAAAACACUGCCGAAACCAUCUCCAUAUCUUGAUUAUAUGUUCAAAGUCACUAUCAACCAAUACUGACGCAUUGGAACGACUACGCUCAGCCCUCGGCGAUCGAGUCGCUGGUGUGCGAAUCGGUAUCAGCCCACACACCCCAAUAGCCGAGGUCGCAGACACAGUCCAAGAAUACAAGGACAAGAACAUCGACUGCAUCGUGACGCUCGGGGCCGGCAGCCUUACUGACGCAGCCAAGAUUGUGCGCCUGGCGCUGGCCAAUGGGGCAAGCACGGAGGAAGACAUCGGGACGCUCUGGGGAACUCAAGAAUCCAACCCAGUCCGGCGGCAGCAUAUUCAGAAGCCAUCCAUUCCUCUCUUCCAUAUACCCACCUCGCUAUCCGGAGGAGAGUACCAGGCGAUUGCCGGGGGAACAGAAUCCGUGAGCAAGGCCAAACGAACAUUUCGAUGUGAGGGUGUUGAUCCGGAGCUCGUCAUCCAAGACCCAGAGCUGUGUCUCACGACACCUCAAUGGGUGUGGCUCAGCACAGGCAUCCGAGCUGUCGACCAUUGUGUGGAGACACUUUGCUCGCUCCAGUCCAACACAGAGGGCGAUGAGUGGGCUGCCCGGGGCCUGCCAAAGCUGAUCAACGGCCUUCUUCUGAGCAAGUCCGAUCCUGCCUCGCUGGAUGCUCGUAGACUGUGCCACGAUGGGGUUGUAGAGGCCAUGUGUGCCGUAUCGCAAGGCGUGCCUCUUGGCGCUAGUCAUGCCAUCGGGCACCAGCUUGGGCCUUUGGGCGUGGGACAUGGAGAGACCAGCUGCAUUCUGCUCCCGGCUGUUUGCAAGUACAACCUGGCCCACAAGGCCAACGUUGAGCGGCAGCAGUUUGUGAAGCACCUGCUUCUUCAACAGAAGGCAGUCGACGAGCUACUCAGGGCAGGGGGACUCGAUAACAGCAAAGUUGAUUUGGGAGAUGUGAUUUAUUUAGUUGUCGCGGCCUUGGAGAUGCCGCAGUCGCUUGAUGAUGUGGGAGUUGGCCACAGUAAACUAGAUCUCUUGGCAAGAAAUAGCCUGGAUGAUAUCUGGAUACGGACAAAUGCUGUGUCUAUUACCGAAAUGGCUCAAGUUAUGGAUAUUCUUAGGAUGUGCGCUUCGAAGAAGUGA
This is a messenger RNA of Clonostachys solani, 1242 nucleotides long. Lineage: Eukaryota; Fungi; Ascomycota; Sordariomycetes; Hypocreales; Bionectriaceae. The record is from the annotation of a GenBank genome assembly.